AUGAUAAGUUUUACAACUAAGACAGCUUUAUCAGUUCUCUUUGAGAUGGGAGUAGAAUAUAUGACAUUGAUUCAACAUAAUGAGAAUCGGUAUUUUAUGAUCUUGGGAAAUACUUCAAUAUUUUUUUUGAAAGAAGGAUUCGAUGUAUUGGAAGCAAAAGUGAGUUUUUAGUGUAUUGAUCGUUUGAUAGUAUCAUCUUAGGAUAUAUACUUAUUUUAAAUUCAUUUCAAUGCAAAAAGACCUAAAAAUGUACCAUUAAAAAUGAAUAUUCAUACUUUAGAGAGAAGAGAUUUAAUUAAAUUUAUAUAGUAGGGGUGGAAGACUGAUUAUAUGCAUAAAUUUUUGGAAGUUAGAGAAUUACCAACUUAUAAAGGGAAGUUUAGAGAUUACAAUUAUUAAGUGACAAUGUUAAAGAAACCUUAGGUUGAAUUAAUGGAAAAUUAAGAAAUGUAUAAGUAUAAUAUGCAUGUAUUAAAUGGUUACAAUAUUUUUUUUUUAAAUUCUUAUUAGAAUACAAAGAAAGGGUUAUAUAGAAACGGAUAAAAUAAAUCUUAAUUCACUUUGUAAGUUUCUGAUACUCAUGAACUUGAAGUUUUAGAGCAUAUGCAUAAUCAUUAAGAUAUAUAAUAUUAUGCUGAAUAUUAUAUCCAUAAUGCAUUGGGAGAAGAAGAAAAAUAUUGGAUUACUCAUUCAGCACCAUAUUUUAAAAGAAGAAAUCUAUAUAACGAUUUAGCAGAAUGGAAAUGUUGGUAAACAAGAGCUAAAGUAAUAAUGAAACAUUUAGAUGAACCUUAAUAAGGAAGUAGAAGAAAAAAGGCUGCAAAAUAGACUAUUGAAAUGGAAUAUGUUGUUAUAAUGAUGAGAAGAAAAUAUCAUCCACCAUAUUUAGAAAAUUUUGUUGAUAUUGUACUUACAUUUUUAUAUGAUCCAAAAUGUAAAGUUGAAGAUAAUAAUCCAGAAGCUGAUUAAGAAUAAUAAGAAUUAGAGGAAUAAUUAUAAGAAUCAGAAAAUGAAGAAAAUGAUGAAGAAGAAAAAAAAAAUGCUGGUGAAGCUUAUAUUGCUGCAGUUAAAUAAUUAUAUUCAGAUUAUUAUUGGUUAAAUAUUAUGAGAGAUGCAGCAGAUUCUAUUUAUGCAUCUGAUUUAAAGCCUAUGGAUCCUAUAUAUAAAGGAUUCUUAUAAUUAAUGGCUGAUAGUCUUGUAUAUGAUGAAGAAUGGAUGUUCUAUGUUUAAUAGAAACAUUAAAUCACACCAAAAAUUAGAGAAACUCUAGUUAUUCCAAUUAUUAAUGGAUUUAAAGCAUUAUUUAAAAAAAGUGAUAAUGAUAGAGAAUUAGAAAAGGAAAAAAGACCUGCAUUUAUUUUAGAUGAAUUUAAAAAGUCAUCUAAAAAUUAAUUUGAUGAACUUAAAAUUACUGAUAAAUAAAAAUAAGAAAAAGCAAGAAUAUAUAUAUAUAAGGUUUCUAGAUAUCUCUCUUUAUAAUUGGAUGGAGGUUUUGAUUCAAGUUUUAAAUUUAAAACUAUCAUGUAAGCACAUGCUAAUAAUAAAGAUGAUGUUUUAAAAGUUUUUGACUUUUGUUUAUAUUCAGUAUCAGAAUAAUCAGGAGUUAGUAAUGAUUUCAUUAUUGAAGAAGUUUCAAAGAAAUUUCCAAAAAUUGCUUAUCAAAAAUAUAUAUUCAAUGAAAGAGUUAUGAUUUCAUUUCUUGAUACUGAUUUAUUUAAAGAAGAACUAUUAAAAAAGGAUUAAUAAUAAUUAUAUAUAGAUUUAUUAAUGCAUUUAUUAAUUCAUAGUAAAACAACAAAAUUAGCUACAUGUAAACACAUUAUUACUUAUCAUUCUAAAGAUAAAGAGCAAAUAACAGAGUAGAUAGUAAAUCUUUAAAAAGGAUUAAUAUCACCAUUAUUGAUUGUUUAUUAAUCUGAUCAUCCAAUGUUAAGCACUUAUGCAUGUGUUGCUUUAUACAAUAUGUGUGCAAAUUCAAAAGAAUUUAAAUAUUAAAUCAUGAAAGAAAAUGGAAUUGCACUCAUUAAUAGCAAAUUAUCUACCAAUAAUCAAAAUGUUCUAUUAUAUUCUCUUAAAUUAAUAUUUUCAUUAAUGACAAUUGUCUAAAAUAUUGAAGCUUUUCUUUAGUUAGAUAUAAUGAAUACUUUAAUUGGAAUUAUUCAAAAACAUAAAGGAUUCGCUUUAUAUUCAGCUUAAGUCUUAGCAAUGUGUUUUAAGAUAUACACAAAAUGUAUAAGUAGAGAUAUGGAUCUAAGAGAUAAGCUAGAUCUGUUUUUCUAAGUUGUAAUUCUGAUAAGUGAUGCUUAUUUUGCAGAGAUUAAAGAUGUUGAUUUUUUAAAAGCAGAAGCAAUUAAUACAAUUUUUAAGAUUUGUCAUCUAAAUAUUGAAGAUGAAAAGUAUUUAGAGAGAGUUCAAAGUGGUUUAAUGCCUUAUAUUAUUCAAUUAUUGUAAGUUCCUAUAGAAAGGGAAUUACAAUAAAGUAUUGUGAAAUUAAUGUGCUUGAUGAUUGAUAAACGUCAAAGCUUUCGAGAUUAAUGGGAUGUUUAAAAUAUAGUUCCAGUAAUUGAAAAAUUUGAAUCUUAAGAGCCACCUAUCAAUGGAGCAGAUUUUCUACUCAAAUAAUUACUAUUAUCUGAUAAUAAAUGA
Paramecium sonneborni is the source of this 2646-nucleotide messenger RNA. The record is from the annotation of a GenBank genome assembly. NCBI's taxonomy places the organism in Eukaryota, Ciliophora, Oligohymenophorea, Peniculida, Parameciidae.